This is a messenger RNA of Paramecium tetraurelia, 788 nucleotides long. RefSeq lists its product as uncharacterized. The record is from RefSeq and is a predicted model, not a curated record. The transcript is spliced from 3 exons. NCBI's taxonomy places the organism in Eukaryota, Ciliophora, Oligohymenophorea, Peniculida, Parameciidae.
AUGGGGACCUGUGGGGGAAAACAUAACAAUAAUAAACAAAUUCAAGAUAAUCUAAUCUAUGAGCCUUCAUUACCUGCUGAUAAAUAGACUCCAAUAGAAAAGCUGAAUUACAUUCUAAGUAAUCCAAUUAUACAGUAUCUUUAAACUAAAAGAUAAAACUAUGAUACUCUUAUAAAUAAAUUAGUUUUACAGAUGAAUAUUUAAAAAAGUGAAUAUUUAUCUUACAUUGAACUAUUGAUUGGUCAUUUUAAAAAAAUUCAAGCUUAAUCAGAUCCAGUCAAAGAGCUGAUUUAGUCAGCUAUAACUUUUAUGAAUUAAGAUUUCGUAUAAUUCAUUAAAUUAGAAUCAUUAUUUUGCGAAUCCGAUUUGCAACUCCAACUGAAAACUUUUAAAUUUUUCAUUGACUUAUACUUAAUUUUAAAUAUAAUUAAGCCAGAAUAAGAAAAUGACUCUUGGUUUGAUGAUUAUAUAAAAAUUUAUGAAGAACAAUGUCAUCAAUUUUCCUCAUACAAUGAUCAAACUAGUGUUUAAAUUAGAUUGCUAAAACAUAUUUAAAAAUAAUUCAUUGAAAAUCUUCAAAAAGCAACCAUUAAAAUAAGUUAGUCGUAAAAAUAAUAGCACCUAGUAAAAUUAAGUAGUUUAAAAGAUGAAGUGAUAUCUAAGAGUACCAUAUAGAGUGAAAUAAAUGCUACUCAUCAGGCAAGGCAAUAAAAUUAGAAAUACAAAACUCCAAUUUGAAAAAUUAUUGCAUAUUAAUAUCUAGUUCCAUAUAAAUAAUUUAUCACCAA